ACUCCCCUUUUUUCCUCUUCGGUACUCUCUUCCUGUGCUCUCUCUAUUUCACUUUUUAUUAUUACACCAUUUUUUUCCUUUCUCACGCGCCGCCGCGCUUCUUACCGGCGGCCACCACUUAUCCUUUUUUCGCAUCUACCUCCAUAUCUCACCCUUCCCUCUCCUCGCUUUUCUCCAUAAAAAAACCAAAAAAUAGAAAAUUUUUAGAAAAAAACCUAAAAUUUUUCCGAAGGCUGUGGUUAUUGUUCUUCAAAUCUACCGUUUAGCUCAGUCUAGCUAGGGUUUAUUUUUCGGUUCUUCCUUAGGGUUUUAUUGUUCUGAAUAACAAGAGGAGGGGGAAGAGAAAAAGAAAAAAAAAGAAAAAAGAAAAUUUGGGUGAAAAAAGAAACCAGGAGUUAUUAUUUUCUUCUUCUUCUGCUACUGCUGCUGCUGUUGUGUUGUUGAAGUAGUAAUUGUUGCUGUUGUUGUAGUAGCUGUUGUUGUUGUUGUUGAUUGAGAUGGCUCAGGUUCAAGUUCAGCCUCAGAAUGCGAUGGCGGGUCCAAACGGAGGAGCAGCUGGUGGUGCUGGUGGAAACCAGUUCGUGACGACGUCGCUUUACGUUGGGGAUCUGGACCCGACCGUGACUGAGUCGCAGUUGUAUGACCUAUUCAACCAAUUGGGUCAGGUUGUGUCCGUUAGGGUUUGCACCGACCUCACUAGCCGCAGAUCGCUCGGUUACGGUUAUGUCAAUUACAGCAACCCGCAAGAUGCUGCAAGAGCACUGGAUGUUCUGAACUUCACUCCUCUGAAUAACAAGCCUAUCCGCAUUAUGUAUUCGCAUCGUGAUCCCAGUAUUCGUAAAAGUGGUGCUGGAAACAUAUUUAUCAAGAAUUUGGACAAGGCAAUUGAUCACAAGGCAUUGCAUGAUACAUUUUCUUCCUUUGGGAAUAUCCUUUCUUGCAAGGUUGCUACAGACUCAUCUGGCCAGUCAAAAGGGUAUGGGUUUGUGCAAUUCGAUAGCGAAGAAGCUGCUCAGAAAGCCAUAGAAAAGCUGAAUGGCAUGUUGUUGAACGAUAAGCAAGUGUAUGUGGGACCCUUCCUUCGCAAGCAAGAGAGAGAAAGUGCCACUGACAAGGCAAAAUUUAACAAUGUGUUUGUGAAGAACCUAUCUGAGUCAACCACGGAUGAUGAUUUGAACAAGGUUUUUGGUGAAUUUGGGACCAUUACCAGUGCUGUUGUGAUGAGGGAUGGUGAUGGAAAGUCCAAGUGCUUUGGAUUUGUUAACUUUGAGAAUCCUGAAGAUGCUGCUAGGGCUGUUGAAGCACUUAAUGGCAAAAAAUUUGAUGACAAAGAAUGGUAUGUUGGAAAAGCACAAAAGAAAUCUGAAAGGGAGCAUGAGUUAAAACAAAAAUUUGAGCAGAGCAUGAAAGAAGCUGCUGACAAAUACCAAGGGGCAAACUUGUACAUCAAAAACUUAGAUGAUACCAUUGGAGAUGAUAAACUUAAGGAGCUGUUCUCCCCAUUUGGCACUAUUACCUCUUGCAAGGUUAUGAGGGACCCUAAUGGAAUCAGUCGAGGAUCAGGGUUUGUUGCAUUCUCAACUCCUGAGGAGGCCUCUAGAGCUCUCUUGGAGAUGAAUGGAAAAAUGGUGGUAAGCAAACCCCUCUAUGUGACUCUUGCCCAGCGGAAGGAAGAUAGAAGAGCUAGAUUGCAGGCUCAGUUUGCUCAAAUGCGGCCCAUUGCGAUGGGACCCACUGUUGGUCCGCGGGUGCCAAUGUAUCCCCCUGGUGGUCCAGGUAUUGGUCAACAAAUAUUUUAUGGUCAAGGCCCUCCUGCUAUCAUUCCUUCCCAGCCUGGGUUUGGUUAUCAACAACAACUUGUGCCUGGUAUGAGGCCUGGCGGGGCUCCUGUUCCAAAUUUCUUUGUGCCAAUGGUUCAGCAAGGACAGCAGGGGCAGCGUCCUGGUGGAAGACGUGCGGGUGGAGUCCAGCAGUCCCAGCAUCCAGUUCCAAUGAUGUCACCUCAGAUGCUUCCUAGGGGACGUAUGUAUCGUUAUCCACCCGGUGGUAGGGUUCCUGAUGUUCCCAUGCCUGGUGUUGCUGGAGGCAUGUUUUCUGUUCCGUAUGAUGUGGCCGGGAUGCCUAUGCGUGAUGCAACAAUCUCCCAGCAAAUUCCUAUUGGGGCUUUGGCUACUGCAUUGGCAAAUGCUUCUCCAGAGCAGCAGAGAACGAUGCUGGGUGAAAAUCUCUACCCUCUGGUGGAACAGCUGGAGCCUGAUAAUGCUGCCAAGGUGACUGGAAUGCUUCUGGAGAUGGACCAGACUGAGGUUCUGCACUUGCUCGAGUCACCCGAAGCCCUGAAGGCAAAGGUGGCCGAGGCAAUGGACGUCUUAAGGAAUGUUGCACAGCAGCAGCAGACUGGCGGUGCUGCUGACCAGCUUGCUUCAUUAUCACUCAAUGACAACCUUGUUUCUUGAGAUUUAUAUGUUGGGCUUUACAUUCCUAGUGAUGAUGGAUCUCUAUUGUCGGCGCUUGCUUGAUACAGUUUUCAGGUUGAGUUUGUUUCACUAGAUUAGAUACUUUUGGUUUGUUCUGGACCCCUCCAUUUGGUUUAACGCUUAUUUAGAUUAUGCCGGGUGCAAGGAAUUAUUUAAUUUCAUGUUUCUAGUUUGGUUG
Molecule: messenger RNA, 2655 nt
Organism: Arachis stenosperma
Lineage: Eukaryota; Viridiplantae; Streptophyta; Magnoliopsida; Fabales; Fabaceae
Product: polyadenylate-binding protein 8
Exons: 9
Coding region: 498-2456 (652 amino acids)
Cellular component (GO): ribonucleoprotein complex
Molecular function (GO): RNA binding
Source: RefSeq, a predicted model, not a curated record